Messenger RNA from Gaeumannomyces tritici R3-111a-1, 782 nucleotides. RefSeq lists its product as hypothetical. The record is from RefSeq and is a predicted model, not a curated record. Lineage: Eukaryota; Fungi; Ascomycota; Sordariomycetes; Magnaporthales; Magnaporthaceae. Bases 1 to 381 code for a protein of 126 amino acids. The transcript has 2 exons.
AUGGCCGUGGCGGAUUUUAGGGGAGCUGAUCAGCGCGGGAUUGCGACUUGCGACGAAGGAGGCCUGCUGCUGCGCCACCCGUUCCAAGGAAGCAUGAACAGCUGCUCAAAAACUGGUUCUGAUACGUUGCCUUGUUUUGCGUCGCUCCGAGGCGUCGGGAGUGUUCAGGGGCUCAUCUGGGGCCGGGACCGUUAUGUUGGGGAUUCAGAUGCGGAGGACACGGUCCAGACGACUCCUGCCAUAGCGCGUCUCCUUGUACGAGAAAUCCACCCCUUCUCCGCACUGGAAGCCAGCUUCGUAUCUUGGCCCGAGGCCGGAGGCUCCGUGGCGGUUGCGGCCGGGAUCUCCGAGACCAAAUGGGAGCCGCCUAUCCGACAGUGACGGGAGUAACAAUAGGUCCGUUGCGCUGAUAUCAAACCCACUGGUCGAAAAACCGCGCGGGAGCUUGCAUCACUUCUUCCGCUCCUUGCGCGUAAAAGGGCCGCGAAUUCAGCUGCCAAUCGGUCGGUACCGGCCGAUGCUCCUCUCGCGUUGUCCUCAGCUCCCUUGGAAGUGCUCUCGUUCGACCACCUCGUUUCCUCUCCCGCCAACCGCGUAGCGCCUUCUGAUAUCAGCCUCGAUGGGCUCCGCGGCUCCGAAUCAGGAUUUCGGCAAAGAACUUGGGUUGGCCAAUCCGGCAAGACCGGCCUAGCUGCAGGGGCUGAUCGGAUCAUAAUUUGCAAGGUGUGGCAGGGAGUGGCGGUGCCAGCACCGCCCCCCUGUGUGGUCUCGCCACAUAACCU